AUGGCUCAGGACAGACAGGAGCCUCCGGCCAAGCGGUUCAAGGCGGCGCCUCCCGGCACGCAGCCCCAGAGCGCCGCGCCGCCCGCACACGUGCAGCGGCGCUCCCUGCCCAUCUCCGGGGCCCGCGGGCCGCUGCUGGCCCGGCUGCGCCGCCUCGACACCGCCGUGCUCAUCGGAGAAACAGGCUCGGGGAAGACCACCCAGCUCCCUCAGUUCCUGUACGAGGCAGGGAUUGGCCAGCCCGGUGUCAUCGCUGUGACCCAGCCCCGCAGGGUGGCAGCUGUCACCCUGGCUGCCAGAGUUGCUGAGGAGAAGAGGACAGAGCUGGGCAAGCUGGUUGGCUACACGGUGCGCUUCGACGACUGCUCGUGCGCGCAGACGCGGCUGCGGUUCCUGACGGACGGGAUGCUGCUGCGCGAGGCCAUUGGCGACCCCCUGCUGCACAAGUACAGCGUGGCCAUCCUGGACGAGGCCCACGAGAGGACCAUCCACACUGAUGUGCUCUUUGGGGUGGUCAAAGCCGCUCAGAAGAAGCGAAAGGAGCGAGGGCUGCGGCCACUGAAAGUGAUUGUCAUGUCAGCCACCAUGGAUGUUGACCUGUUCUCCCAGUACUUCAAUGGAGCUCCUGUCAUCUAUCUGGAGGGCCGGCAGCAUCCCAUCGACAUCUUCUACACCAAGGAGAGGCAGAGUGACUACCUGCAGGCAGCACUGGUGUCCAUCUUCCAAAUCCACCAGGAAGCCCCUGCAUGCCAGGACAUCCUGGUGUUCCUGACUGGGCAGGAAGAAAUUGAAGCAAUGACCAAAACCUGCCGAGACGUUGCCCAGCACCUCCCCGAGGGCUGCCCACGGAUGACAGUGCUGCCCCUUUAUGCUUCUCUGCCCCACUCCCAACAACUCCGUGCCUUCAAACCCACCCCUGAGGGCUGUCGCAAAGUGAUCCUGUCCACCAACAUCGCAGAGACCUCCAUCACCAUUGCUGGCAUAAAAUUCGUUGUGGACACAGGCAUGGUCAAAGCCAAGAAGUACAGCCCUGACACUGGCCUGGAGGUGCUGGCAGUGCAGCAGGUGUCCAAGGCCCAGGCUUGGCAGCGCACGGGCAGAGCAGGCAGGCAGCAGAGCGGGGUUUGCUACCGGCUCUACACAGAGGAGGACUUUGAGAAGUUUGAGGAGAUGACAACACCUGAGAUACAGAGGUGUAACCUGGCCAGUGUGGUGCUUCAGCUCCUGGCCCUGAAAAUUCCCAAUGUGCUCACCUUUGACUUCAUGUCCAAACCAUCUCCUGAUGCCAUUCAAGCAGCAAUUGAUCAGCUGGACCUGCUGGGAGCUGUGACCCAAAAGGAAGGUCAGCUUGUCCUGACCCCCCUGGGAAAGAAAAUGGCAGCCUUUCCACUGGAUCCAAAGUUCUCCAAGGCCAUCCUCGUGUCCCCUCAGUUCCACUGUGCAGAGGAGAUCCUGACCAUUGUGUCACUGUUGUCAGUGGACAGUGUCCUCCACAACCCCCCUGCCCAGAGGGAUGAGGUGCAGGCUGUCAGGAAGAAGUUCAUCUCCAGUGAGGGGGAUCAUCUCACCCUGCUCAACGUGUACAGGGCCUACGGGAGCGUCAACGGGCACAAGGGAUGGUGCAGAGAGAAUUUUAUUAAUGGCAGGAACAUGAAGCUGAUGGCAGAAGUGAGAACUCAGCUCAGGGGCAUCUGUGUAAAGCUGUCGCUGCCCCUGGAGUCGUGCCGCGGGGACACGGCGGCCGUGCGGCGCUGCCUGGCCCACAGCCUGUUCAUGAACGCGGCCCAGCUGCUCCCGGACGGCUCCUACAGCACCGUGGGCUCCCAGCAGGCCGUGGCCAUCCACCCCUCCUCGGUGCUGUUCCAGUGCAAGCCCGCCUGCGUGGUGUUCACCGGGCUGCUGCGCACCAGCCGCUGCUACAUGCGCGACCUGUGCCCCGUGGACGCCGAGUGGCUGCUGGAGGCUGCGCCCGAAUUCUUCCACAGGAAGCUCCGGACAGCCAAGAGCUGACCUGGGACCAGCUGGCUCAGCUUCUCCUCGAAAGACUUUGUGAAAAGUAU
Molecule: messenger RNA, 2060 nt
Organism: Melozone crissalis (California towhee)
Lineage: Eukaryota; Metazoa; Chordata; Aves; Passeriformes; Passerellidae
Gene: DHX33
Product: DEAH-box helicase 33
Exons: 12
Coding region: 1-2010 (669 amino acids)
Biological process (GO): positive regulation of transcription by RNA polymerase I
Cellular component (GO): nucleolus; intracellular anatomical structure
Molecular function (GO): RNA binding
Source: RefSeq, a predicted model, not a curated record